AAAGUGAAAAACAACAUGAUAAAUGUUUUGUUUUCACUACCACUUGCUGAAGUGGACUUCGAUCGGAGUGUGCUGUACAGUACAAUCAUUUUAGCAGUACUCUUGACUGGUAAAAAUAGAUCAGAGAAAUUUUUGUUCAAGCUAUGGGAAAUGACUCGAUGGCAGACAUGGUCCAAAAUGGCACUUAAUCGCCACAAAAUCAUGUUUGAUGGUCUUCGUUGGGGAGUUCCAUUAAGACAGAUUAAGAAACUUCUUUCGAUUCACAAAAUAGUGCGACGCAAAAGAUCCAGCAUUCACAAGAAACGAGGACAUAAAAAUGUUAAUCGCACGAUUGAAAUGUAUCGCAUCAUGCCACUCAAGGCGAUGUCCCGAGCCUGGGGGAAAUUUAACCAGCUAGAAUUGCCGGUCAUUCUAAGGAGACCACUGUUAGGACUGUACGUCUGGAUGUUCGACUGCAAGCUGGACGAAGCCAUGGAAACGGAACUGAGGAACUAUCGCAACCUUGGUGAAUUCUUCAGACGUAUUCUAAAACCGGACAUGCGACUGAUCUCAAUAAAAGAAGAACUGACAAAUCCAGCAGAUGGAAAGAUCCUUCACUUUGGAGAAGUUACAGAUGGAAUUUUAGAACAAGUGAAAGGAGUAAAUUACUCCGUCAAACAUUUUUUGGGACCACAGACCUGGAUGAACGACUCUAACGCCCCCACACCACCGGCGAACAUGACGGACGAAGAGUACUUCCGGGGAUUGAAAUUAAGACCCGGAAACAAACUUUACCACUGUGUUGUGUACCUGGCUCCUGGGGACUACCACAGGUUUCAUUCCGCUGCCAAGUGGGACAUUACCUACAGACGCCAUUUUCCUGGAGAACUACUGAGUGUAAAUCCAGGUAUCGCUCGUUGGAUCCACGGUCUGUUUGUCCUUAAUGAACGAGUGGCUUACAUGGGGGAAUGGGAACAUGGCUUCUUCUCCUAUACUGCAGUAGGCGCCACGAAUGUAGGAUCCAUCAAGAUUUACUGUGAUCAGGAAAUGAUGACGAACGUAAAACAUCACCCAGACACGCGUCUUACCCCUGGUGUGUACUUCGAUAAAGACUUCCGACAAAACCCAAUCCAUGUGGAAAAGGGUGAAAUGUUUGGCGAGUUCAAUCUGGGAUCCACCAUUGUGCUGGUAUUUGAAGCACCUGAAAAUUUCGUCUUCAACGUCAUCAACGAUCAGAAAGUCCGCAUGGGUGAACCAAUGGGCACGUGUAUACCAUAAAGUAACUGACAAACCGGAAGUGGAGAACGCAAUAUCUGUGAUACAUUGACCUUAUUCAUGAGCUGCUCAAUUUUGUUCUUUAUUGGAGAGAUGUAAUUGAAAAUGACGUCAAUAUGUCAUUGAGUUUUUUCAACUCUGAAAAUGCUUUUAAAAUGUAACUGUAAUGUCGCAACUGGUGUG
This is a messenger RNA of Saccostrea echinata, 1437 nucleotides long. RefSeq names its product phosphatidylserine decarboxylase proenzyme, mitochondrial-like. Gene Ontology annotation, cellular component: mitochondrion. Gene Ontology annotation, molecular function: phosphatidylserine decarboxylase activity. The record is from RefSeq and is a predicted model, not a curated record. The coding region runs from base 16 to 1257 and encodes 413 amino acids. The transcript is spliced from 5 exons. Gene Ontology annotation, biological process: phosphatidylethanolamine biosynthetic process. Lineage: Eukaryota; Metazoa; Mollusca; Bivalvia; Ostreida; Ostreidae.